Messenger RNA from Zygotorulaspora mrakii, 1356 nucleotides. RefSeq names its product Npl6p (gene NPL6). The transcript has a single exon. Gene Ontology annotation, molecular function: chromatin DNA binding. The record is from RefSeq and is a predicted model, not a curated record. The coding region runs from base 1 to 1356 and encodes 451 amino acids. Lineage: Eukaryota; Fungi; Ascomycota; Saccharomycetes; Saccharomycetales; Saccharomycetaceae. Gene Ontology annotation, cellular component: nucleus.
AUGAAUUCCGAACUCGAGGAUGGAAAUGAAAGCUCAGACACUGGUAGUAGAGGCGCAAGCAGAAGCAGAAAGAGAGCCUCGAGAGCAAGUAGUGCAAGACCGCAGUACCAGUUAGAUAUGGAGGACGUGGAUGUACAAAGAAAUGAGGAGGACGAUGAAGAGUAUCACGAUGAGGACGAGGACCUUGGUGAUGAUAGGCAGGCAGGGGACGAUGACGUGGAGGAAGUAGUGGUACCAUCAGUUUCAAGACGGGGAAGGCCCUCUAAAAGAAGAAGAGGAGAUAUCACAGACGAUAAUAAGUCAGAAACUGAAGACUCGAGAAGCGGAUCUGCCGUGCCGCCUGGAAUGUUUGCAAAAAGACCUCACCAUGCUUUCCCCGUAGAUUCGUCCGGAGCACCAUUAUCUGUUAUCAAUGAAGAAUACGAUCUCCCUGAUGAUCCAGAGGGAGAAACCAAAAUCACUGAAGAUGGCGACCUUUUAGGAAACAGACAGUUCUUAGUUCGCUCAUUUACUGUGAAAGACAAGGGUCAGAGGAAGUAUAUGUUAUCCACAGAACCUGCAAGAGCUGUGGGAUUUAGAGAUUCCUACCUUUUUUUUCAAUAUCACCCAAAUUUAUACAAAUUUAUCUUAUCACAGGACCAGAAGAAUGAGUUAAUUGAUCGUGGUGUCUUGCCGUACUCCUAUAGAAGUAGACAAAUUGCGUUGGUUACCGCUAGAAGUGUUUUCAAGGAGUUUGGCGCCAAAAUAAUUGCUAACGGAAGGAAUAUUACAGACGACUAUUAUGCAACGAGGCUGAGAGAAGAAGGGCGUGUCGUGGAAGGAACAUACGUCAAAGAUCAAUCUAAAAGGGGUAGCGUUAGAGGCUCAACCGGACUAGAAUUUGCUAGCACAAACUCGAUAAAUCCUGCCAAGAACGCAGUUGAAUUUUUUGUUAGGAGAAAUCAAAAUCAGGUUAGUAGUGGGACAGGUGUAGAUCCCUCAAGCAAAAUGACAGCUACAAAUUGGCUUUAUCAACAUGCGGCGGCAUGCAGCAGGUUGAACAGCGAUAUGUAUUAUGACAGGGUACGCGUUUUAUUAAUAGAGCGACAAGGACUCAGAGAUCCGUAUACUAAUACGUUACAUAUACCAGGUUCUACACAAUCCUCCAGGGUCGUAGCACGGUAUAGAAAACCAUCGAACAAGCAAGAAUUGGCAAAUGACCAUUGUAUAACAUACGAGACGGUGAUAGAGGAUCAAGAUUUGACUAGAAAUAAAACCGGUUUGCUAGAUGUUCCGAGAGAGCUCUUUGACGAUAUUGUAAGCGACGAUGUGAGAGAAGCCAUAUUAGAGCAACAGACUUUUGAAAAGGCGAUUUAA